GGAUUCUUCAUGUUUGCUCCAGCUUCAGAGGAGCCAGCCUGCCUUGAACACUUGCAAGUUACCGUGACAGUGAGGUGUGAAACAUGACGCAUCGCAGCGUAUGGAUUGCCAAAACCAUGAGAUGCACGCAGCGCGGACGAGGCGGCCCUCCUGUCCUCUCCGGUGCGCACUUGGAGCAGAAGAUUGCGCACAGGGCAGCUGGUGGGACCAAAUGGAGGGUUUGGAGGAAGGCUAGACAGGAGAAGACCUAUGUAAUGUCAGCAAGGGCCAAGGUGCUUCUCUCGGUGCUCCUCUCUCUGCUGCCUCUAGUGGAAGGAGCUCAUAUGAAAGCUGGCGCUGCUGGUGGGGGAUCAGACUCAGGCCAUGCUGUGGGCAUGCUGGGAGGCCAGGAGGAGCGAGAGCUUCCUGUGACGUUUCCAGAGGUGGUAGAGGACGAGGAGCAGGAAGACGACAGCGACCCUUACUCUACUUGGCAUGCUCUACAUGACCCCUUUGUAAUGGAUGAGGUGGAUGACCAUCCCAGUAGUCGCUGGGCGGGGCGCUCUCCACGCUCCUCUGACCCCACAGAACCUCAACCCAAGGGAUCACAGAAGAAAAAGAAGAAGAGGAAGAGGAAAGAAAAGGAGGAAGAGGAACAGACAGGAAAAAGAGAUAAAAAGGGUAAAGGUAAAAACAGGCGGCCACAGCAGAGCAGCAGGGACUGCCGUGUGGAGAAGAGAGAAAUGAGGGUUCGGGACCUGGGCCUGGGGUUUGACUCAGAUGAGAUUGUGCUCUUUAAGUUUUGUGUGGGCUCCUGUCAGUCUUCAAGAACAAAUUAUGACCUGGCACUGAAGGAGCUGCUGGAAAAUGGGUCGCUGCCUCGGCGCAAGGUCAGCAGCCACCCCUGCUGCCGGCCCAACCGGUACGAGUCGGUUUCCUUCAUGGACGCCCAGACCACGUGGAGGACCAUCCAGUCAUUGUCUGCUGCCAGCUGCAUGUGUAUGGGCUGAAGUGAUGAGAGCAGGUGUCGCCCAUCCUGAAGAGUGAAGAGUCGAGAGGCUCGGGGCGGAGGUUGUAUGAGGAAGGCCUGGAUGUAGGAAACAGCCAGAGGGGGCGCUGUCACAUAAUCAGAGCAGAGGAAGUGAUGAAGGCCACUUUUUGGCUUCCUGUGGUGCAUUUCCAGUUAAGGAGGAAGAGGUCUGGGUGAGGCUGGACGAUCAAGGGCGAAGGUCAAAAUCAGAGACUGAGGCGGAGGUCAUCAGGGAAUCACAGUCUGGAUUUACUGUUGCCACAUCAAAGCAUAAGUUGUUUUCAGUUGAAUAACUGGUAACUAAUGCAGGAUAGAGCAGACCAGUCACUCUUUAUGUGAAUAUAACUGUUUUGAUUUUUUAUGGACGAGACCUGAAGGCUGAAGCUCAAGGGAUACAAGGAAAAGACACAGUUAAAGGACUGACACUGUGUCUACAUCCUGAUUAAAAACUAAAAAAAGACUGAUAUGAUGUUCACUAUAACUCACAAUGAAGCCAGCUCUCAACAGAAGUUCCUGAUCAUUUUUUUCACACACAAACAGGGACAUUACAUUGUAUCUUUUCUAUGUUCAGGUGAACUCAGCCAAAUGGAUGCCAUGCAUCUUCAUGUAUUACUGUAUAAAAGUAAAAUAUAUUUAUUUCUGAUAAAUUAUUUAUUUAUUAUAGCUUCAUAUGAGAGCUGUUUUUAUGAACUCUUUAUUGUAGAUAAAUAUCUAUUUAUUGCCAAGAUUCAGAUUUCAUGUUGACAGUUACUUCUGCUGGCAUACAAUACGGACAUUUUUGUUUUUAAGAGUUCUGAUUUUCACUUUAAUUAAAAGUCUCAUGAACCUGGGCUGAACAGCUGAUUCUGGAUUCCUUAGAUCGGAUGCAGUUUACAUUUCUGAGAUUCGCUGAGUGAUUUUAUAAAACAACAACGUCAUCCAAAAGCACUGAUUUUUUUCUUACAUUUCAUCCCAGGGAGACUUUUUAAAAAUCCUAAUAGCAGACAUCAGAAACAAAUUGACCUACAUUGAAACAAUGUGGUAUAUUUGAUAAAUAUUUUUCCUCAAGAGCAUCUUACAUACUUGAGGGCUGAUCUCUCAUUUUGUGGUUAAUUCUGGGUAAUGAUGUCAGCUUUUCCACACCAUAAUUGAAACAGAAAAUCUUUUUUUUUUAAUCUAGAAUGUAUGUACAGCAAACAAGUGAAACAUUCAUACUACAGGACCUCAACGUUUCUCAUUUUAU
Molecule: messenger RNA, 2231 nt
Organism: Xiphias gladius (swordfish)
Lineage: Eukaryota; Metazoa; Chordata; Actinopteri; Istiophoriformes; Xiphiidae
Exons: 4
Coding region: 84-989 (301 amino acids)
Molecular function (GO): growth factor activity; glial cell-derived neurotrophic factor receptor binding; receptor tyrosine kinase binding
Source: RefSeq, a predicted model, not a curated record